GCGGUCUGGAGUAACAAACACGUGACAGUUCCUCGUAUGCGCUGAAUUACCUCUCCUCUCCUCUCCUGCAUCCCAUACUUCUCGCCACCCUUCCCUAAAUUUGACUCCGUCGUCAACCCCACGUUUCCAUUUACUCGGUUUCCACCGUCUCCCAAUCUCCAAACAAAACCCUAGCUUCCUCCCUUCCUCCCUCUAAACCCUAAGUUUCGUUGAAUCCUUCAAUCCCAUGGCUUCUUCGGCUUAUUCCCAUCCGAAGAUCGAACUUUCCAGAUCCUUCUGGCUCUAAUUCCAAUCAGGGGGACCCAGCUUCGUGAUUUCGAUGGAUAACCAAGACACAGAGGAUUCAUCGAUAACGAUGUAUAAUAUUAAGAAGCCGAACCUCAAAAUAUACCGGCUCGUCAACGGGCCCAAUCCGCUGCACCCGUCGGGUUGGUUCGAGAUCCGGCUGUUCUACGUCCGAAUAGCGCCCUGCGCCGCGGUCGAAUCGGUCCCAAACCACCUCACCCUUCGCCACCUCCGCCGCGAGAUCGGCGUGUCGCUGGAAAUCAACGGCACCCGCGUGCCGGCCUCGGAAACGGCGUCGCUUACCCUCCGCCGCGAUCGGAUUGACAGCCUGUCUUCGGAAGUCACCUACGUGAGCACCGACAGCGUCAAGGUCACGGGGGCGGUGGAGUUCGAGGUGUACGAGGAGGAGGACAUGGUGCUGUGCGGGUCGAUAGAGAGAAUGGAGGCCGCCUGGAGCAACGGGUGCGUGGCGAACGAUUCCAGGAGCGGGUGGAGCAUGGACUGUUACAUGGCCGCCGCGGUUGCGGGCGGCGGAUCGGCUUUCUUCCGGCCGAGGUUGUCGUCGUUCGGGGGAUCGUCGGGCCCCUCGUUUGAGGUUUACGUUGCGGGGUGUUGUUCGGGCAUGCCGGUUAUCUUGACGAAGACGAUUCAGGUUAGUCCGAGGAGGAAGCCCGGGAGGAACGGGACGACGCUUGAUGCGAUUCCGGAGGAUGAUGAGGUGGAGAAGGAGCAGAAGGGGAGUAGUGAUGGGUUGAUGCGGCAGCGGAAAGUGCAGAUCACUGAAGCAGAAGUUGAUGACUAUGAGCUGGAUGGGAAAAUUGGAAGCAGCUACUAUCCAGAAGAUGUGUAUGCCGGAGAAGAUGGCCAACUCUCAUGGUUUAAUGCCGGUGUAAGGGUUGGUGUUGGGAUUGGCCUUGGAAUGUGCCUUGGCGUUGGAAUCGGUGUUGGACUGAUGAUGCGCUCGUAUCAAGCAACCACCAGGAACUUCAGGAGGAGAUUUUUCUAACUUCAUGGUAUGUUGGAAUGACAUGGGGUCCGUAAUUCUGAUUGAUAGAAAGAGAUGAGAAGCGGAACUUCUCAAGAUUAUUUCGUGAGUUGGUGAAUCGUUCCAAGGUGGUGGCAGAAGAAGCAAGAAAGGCAUAAUUCAGCAUUUUAAGGGUGAGUCCCUUAACUGGGGUGGAGGCUGUACAAAACUUUGGUUUUCUUGGUAUAUAGCCCUUAACCAUGCUACUGCACUCUCCAUUCCAACUGAACUUCUGAGGUGGAUGAAGAGGUUCUUUAGGCUGUGUUUCGAUCUUGGAUUCAUGGAGGAAUUUUUCCUUCUGCUGAUCCAAGAUCCAAACACGACUUUAGUCCUUGGACCAGCAAUAACUUGAAAGUGAAAGGUGAUGUAUUUACAUGGAUGUGCAUUCUCAGGAGUUAUAUUUUUGACUUUUUUCUGGGUGUUAUUGUAGGUAUGUUACUUUUCUUGGUUCUUUUUCUUGUAUCAAUUUUGAAGGUCGUCUUUUCUCAUUUGAUUUGCUACUUGUAAUAAAUUUGGCAUUUUGUAAUGAGCAAAGCAGCUUAAGUGAUCACUGUUUUGACAUUGUAUGUACUUAUCUUUUAGCAAUGAACAAAGAAGUGUCUUCCUCAA
Rhododendron vialii is the source of this 1918-nucleotide messenger RNA. RefSeq lists its product as uncharacterized. The transcript has 2 exons. The coding region runs from base 320 to 1291 and encodes 323 amino acids. The record is from RefSeq and is a predicted model, not a curated record. Lineage: Eukaryota; Viridiplantae; Streptophyta; Magnoliopsida; Ericales; Ericaceae.